Molecule: messenger RNA, 1620 nt
Organism: Suillus clintonianus
Lineage: Eukaryota; Fungi; Basidiomycota; Agaricomycetes; Boletales; Suillaceae
Product: cytochrome P450
Exons: 6
Coding region: 1-1620 (539 amino acids)
Molecular function (GO): oxidoreductase activity, acting on paired donors, with incorporation or reduction of molecular oxygen; heme binding; monooxygenase activity
Source: RefSeq, a predicted model, not a curated record
AUGUCGUCCCUCUUCCUCCCCCUUCGCUUUCAACAACUCAGCUACCUUUCAGCUCUCCUCCUCGUCCCAGUACCCAUCAUAUUGGCCCAUAUAAUCGCUUAUCUCAGAGAUCCUUAUAACCAACGGAGCAUACCAGGUCCAUUCCUUGCUCGCUUUUCAGACACCUGGUUAGGUUGGGUAGCAAGUCAAGGUCAUCGCUCAGACGUUGUACACAACUUACACAAAAAACACGGUACCUUCCUGCGACUCGCACCAAAUCACGUCUCCAUUGCUGACCCCGACGCACUGCAAAUCGUAUAUGCUCACGGCAACGGCAGCCUCAAAUCAAACUUUUAUGACGCCUUCGUCUCCAUUCAUCGUGGUUUGUUCAACACUAGGGACCGCGCUGACCAUGCUCGUAAGCGUAAGAUCGUCUCCCACGUCUUUUCCCAAAAGAACGUCUUGGAGUUCGAACCAUCCAUCCGUCUCUACGUUGCCCAGUUCAUGAACCAAUGGGACCGUUUAUUCGACGAAGCCCUCAAAAACCAAUCUGGUACAGAGGGAGAAGGCGGUUGGUUUGGCAAUGGAGGCCGUCUGUGGCUUGACUGCCUUCCAUGGUACAACUAUCUCGCAUUCGAUAUCAUCGGCGACUUAGCAUUCGGAUCACCCUUCGGAAUGCUCUUAAACGCCAAAGACUCGGCCCCUGUUGCUAUUUCACAGAAAGAUGUCAUGAACUCCUACGGAUCACAGAAUGAAUGUGCAUACGUCGAUAUUCCCGCAGUCCAGAUUCUUAACGACCGUGGAGAGUUCUCCGCUUCUAUGGGCGCUCUUCCUCCCGCGUGGCGACCCUGGGUUCGUAUGCUUCCCUGGUACCGCAAAGGUGGAAAAGCCGUCAAAAAUUUGGCUGGUCUUGCAGUCGCUGCUGUCGCCAAACGUUUUACAACUCCAACAGACCGCGUCGAUCUCCUGAGUAAGCUGCAAGAGGGUCGCGAUGACGAGGGAAAUCUCAUGGGCAGAGAAGAACUCACCGCAGAAGCCCUCACCCAGCUUAUUGCCGGUUCCGACACUACUUCAAACUCCUCAUGUGCCAUCACAUAUCACCUCGCCGCCAAUCCUCACGUGCAACAUAAGCUCCAGAAGGAGCUCGACGAUGCCCUCGGCAGCGAAGAUGAAUAUGUGUCGACGUACGAACAGGUUAAACGUCUGCCUUAUCUGGAGGCAGUCAUCAAUGAAGCCUUGCGCGUCCAUUCGACAUCUUCCAUGGGUCUUCCCCGUAUAGCUCCUGAAGGCGGUUUGACCAUCCAAGAUAUUCAUUUCCCACAGGGCACCGUUCUGAGCGUCCCAAGUUACACGAUCCAUAGGGACACCAAAGUGUGGGGAGAAGACGCGGAUGUGUUCCGUCCAGAGAGGUGGUUCGAGCGUGAUAACGCCCUUCUGCAAAAAGCCUUCAAUCCGUUCUCCUAUGGUCCCAGAGCAUGCGUGGGACGCAACCUUGCGUCUAUGGAACUAUUAAUCAUCAUCUCCUCUAUCCUGCGGCGCUACGAAUUCGUCUUGGCUGAUCCGGAUAAAGUGUUUGACACGCGGGAAGGUUUCCUGCGAAAGCCGGUGGAGUGCCGUGUGGGAAUAAUGCGCCGGCAGUAA